Molecule: messenger RNA, 1629 nt
Organism: Cladocopium goreaui
Lineage: Eukaryota; Dinophyceae; Suessiales; Symbiodiniaceae
Source: the annotation of a GenBank genome assembly
AUGCCAUGCAACCGCCAGAUUGCAGUUCUGUCGGAUGAUGAAUGCAUAGCAGAAGACGGCAAUAUCGUUGAUUUGCUGAAACAGCUCCCGGAUGACAAGUCCGGAAAACAGCAGGUGGUCUUGAACCGGCUUGUUUGUCAAGAUGCAUUUCGCCGGCUCCUGGGAAUCGGGGCUUCAAGGUAUGCGCGGCUGAAACGUGCAGCUGUCACUGGGGCCCCUGUCCCAUUGGAUGGAAGAUGCUUGAAAAAACCUUUGCUCACCAAAAACAAGGCAUCUGUCACGAAGCGCUCCAUGAUCACCAGCUUCUUGACAGAACUGUAUCACACACUGUCAGAACCCAUGCCUGAAGCAAGUCAGAGUUUGAGGCAGUCCAGUGCUGAUGCGGGCGCUGAAUCUGUCCCACGGAACAUGCGCUUUCGGAGAAACCGGGGGCGACGUCCACGAGCUGCGGGCUUGUGGCACCGAGGCAAAGAUCAAACCGAGUUGCGGCUGUUACCACCUGGAAGCUUCAAUGACUACCUGUCUCUUCUUAGGGCCCGAUACCCUGAAGAGAAACUGUCGCUGAAACUGUUCACCAAAGUUUGGUCGCAUUCCUUUGGGACACGUCUUGCGAUCCGAGAAGCAUCAAACCAUGCGCAGUGUGCUACUUGUACGAGAGCAAAGAUGUUGAUCAAGAAGCUGAGCAACGAUCAGGUGGCGCGAGAUCAUCAAGUGGCAAUGUUUCAAAAACAUUUGGCCACACAAUACUCUGACAGAACGGUCUAUUGGGCAAGUCGUGCCAUGUCACGAUUGCCCCUGACACCCACUGGGAAUCGCACCAUCAGCAUAGUGGCUGACAGCAUCGACCACAACAAGUUCAGGUGGCCGCGGUCGAAAGUUUUUCUGAGUAAGGAAUUCGGGUCGUACAUACGGCCAACCAUGGACUUGACAUGUCUGAUCUGCCACGGACAUUUUUUGCUGCUGGGGAUGUCACAAUCAUGGGUGAGAAAAGAUUCAAGUUUCUGCACUGAUCUUCUCUUACAUGCAUUGCAUUCACUGAUGGAACAAGGCACUGACCUUCGAUCAUGCGAGGUCCUUUUACAAACUGACAACUGUUGCAGGGAGUGGAAAAAUAAUUGCCUUAUCCGCAUGGGAGCCCUGCUAACGGCCAGUCAUAAGGUGGCGCGCUUCGAAAGCCGCCACCUUAUGACUGGCCACUCGCACGAGGACAUUGAUCAGUUUUUUUCACAAGUGGGGAACAUGCUUGAAAGUUCCACAGAGCUCCACAGUCCGUCAGCUUUCGUUCGUGCUUUGGAAACUUGGUUGGCCAAGCCAUCAGUGAGACCACAUGAACCCAUCAAGAGUGUUCGGAAGAUUGACACUGUGAGGGCGUGGAAGACCUUCCUUCAUGGGGCUUGCCUUGAAAACCACCUGCGUGGAAUCACAGGCCCUGGCGCCCCACAUACCUUUGCAUUGGACCGACGUGGCACGUUGCCAGGAGAUGUUGCUGCUGCGGUGGUUUGUCCCGCUUUCUGGCUGCCGUACCAAUGGGAGCCACAUCCGGAUGACGUGAUCCUACGGACUGACACCUCUGGUACAUAUUGGUAUCUCGCAAAAACAAUAUUGUGUAAUGACAUGCUCACAGUGUGA